AUGCAGAAUAAGCUCGGUUGCACAGCAGGAGCCAUAUGUGAAACAACCAAAGCUGACAUUGUGAUGUUAGUCGACACCUCUCCGAGUGUUUCUCCUGAUGACUUUGCAUCUGUUGAAAUGUUCUUAACUGAAAUAGUUAAAAACGUUCAUAUUGAUCCCAACGGUGUCCAGAUCGGUCUGACUUGGUACAGUUACUUACCAAAGUCUAAGUGGGAUCUGAACACAUACAAAAACAAACUGUCCUUGCUAAUGGCUCAAGAAAUUACAACAGUUGCAUGGAAGGCACAUGAAACAGAUCAACAUUUCAUUGACUUCACAGCUGAUCCUUACCAUGAGGUGCUCUGGGACUUCAGUCCAUGUCAGGGUAGCAGAGGGGCAGGUGCUCUCUGGCAGUCUAUGGGAAAGGCUCUGGCUCACAUUCUACAUCACAGCUUUAAACCAAGUGUGGGGAUUCAUGCAGAAAAUAAAAAAAUGUUGUUCCAAUCACUGCAAAAAGACCAAAAGAGGCUAGAUUCCAAGAAGUAUUUUCGAUCCCUUCACAUGAUUAUAGACCGCCUUACCCUUAGCCCCUGUCACAAUGCUCCUAGACAUCCUCUAAAAUUACAGUUGAGUCUUAAUCAGUAUAGUGGUCGUCCACAGACUGAGUGGGAUCUUAACACCUACAAAACCAAACAGUCCCUGCUGGAGGCUAUUGAAAAGAUAAAAAAAAACCGACAAAGUAGACAAAGAAGGACAAAUACAGGCAUUGCUCUGCAUCACAUCCUUCAUCGGAGCUUCAAACCCACUGUGGGGAUGCGUCCAGACUCCAAAAAAAUUGCAGUUCUAAUUACUGAUGGACAAUCUCAUGAUCAUAUAAAGCCUGCUGCAAAGAACCUGAAAGACACUGGAAUUGAGAUAUACAUCAUUGGUGACUAA
This is a messenger RNA of Cyprinodon variegatus (sheepshead minnow), 915 nucleotides long. Its product is annotated as collagen alpha-1(XII) chain-like. The record is from RefSeq and is a predicted model, not a curated record. NCBI's taxonomy places the organism in Eukaryota, Metazoa, Chordata, Actinopteri, Cyprinodontiformes, Cyprinodontidae. The transcript has 9 exons. Bases 1 to 915 code for a protein of 304 amino acids.